Sugiyamaella lignohabitans is the source of this 1221-nucleotide messenger RNA. RefSeq lists its product as uncharacterized. Bases 1 to 1221 code for a protein of 406 amino acids. The record is from RefSeq and is a predicted model, not a curated record. The transcript has a single exon. Gene Ontology annotation, biological process: carbohydrate metabolic process. NCBI's taxonomy places the organism in Eukaryota, Fungi, Ascomycota, Dipodascomycetes, Dipodascales, Trichomonascaceae.
AUGACUGUCGAUUUGAACCUCGAAGGAUACAACGUGGUGCGCCAGUUGUGGCUCAUGUUCUACGAUAAAGAUCAACACAACUUCAUCUGUCACAACAACUCUGGCGGCCCUUACUGUAAAGAGGGCAGAUACACCCUGUGGCCAGUGGCUGUCACAGUACAGGCUAUUGUCGAUGCCAUGAGAAUCUUCCCUAAAGAAAUCGGUCCAAUGAUGAGACCGGCUUUUGAGGCUUUUGAUGCCUACUACUCGCCAAAGCACCAUGCUUACUGUGCUUCUUUCAACUAUGAUGGAAACAACGAUGUAUACUAUGACGAUAAUGCACAAGUUGCAUCAUGUUUCUUGUCGGCUUAUGAAGUCACUCACGACAAGUACUAUCUUGACAAGGCAGUCGAGAACGUCCAUUUCUUGAUGACCGGUGCUGAAAAAGGCAUUUAUGGCGGUGUCAGAUGGCACAUGGGCAAACAGGGCUCAAACACAUGUACUACUGCUGAAGUAGGCAUUGCAUGUAUGAGACUUGCCAGAGUGGUGCAAAAUAAUCAAGUAUACAUUGAUUUUGCCAAAAUGUGUGCUGACUGGAUCUUUGAGAGGGUUCAAGCUGACGACAAGCUGAUUGCUGAUGGUUUAGAACCAGAUGGAGACCAUUUCCGACUCAACGAUGCCAAGUGGACAUAUAACCAGGGUACUCCUAUCACCUUAUGUUCUCUGUUGUACAAUGCCAUCAGAGAUGAGAAGUACUAUAAGUACGCCGAGGGCCUUGCUCUCGCUGCUACCGACCACAAUACGGCUAUUUUUGAUAGAGACACCCAGAACAUGGAUGCUCGAUACUACCGAGAUACCACGUAUUUCUACCAAUUACUGGCUGAGGGACUAGCAGAUUUCUUACUCUUUUUCUCCGACAAGGCACCACAAAACGUGCUAGACCAGAUCCGCGGUGAGCUUCUCCACACCAUCGAUUAUGUCUACAAGUACAUUCGAGACGACCAGGACGGACUUUACUUCCAACUGUUCUCCAUCUACGAAAUCGACCAGAAACGCGCCGACCUGUUUCGCGAGCUCACUGGCGAGACCGGAAAGCCCUACAAACCGCACGAGGGCGAGCGUGAAAAGACCGACGCUCCUGUCGACCAGCGAAAGCUCGUCAAAGGCCUCAUGGGCUGUGGAGCAGCAGCCCGUGUCCUCUUCCAAACGGCCCGUGUUCACCCCACUAUCGACCCUAAAUAG